CCAUUUCUCCUUAUUGCUGCGUGAAGAUGUACUUUAUUCCCUCCCUCUCGCCUCUUCCUUGGUCACUGCAGCCCUUGCUUGCACGGUGCAGAGUGUGUGCUUUAUUUUUUGUUCGUUGCAAAGGGAGAAGAAGCACCUGGCUUGUCCGAGGGAGUGCACCGAUGGGUUGGGCUCCCUCCCCACACACCCGUGUUACCGUUGGAGAAUCAAAUUACCUGGCAACCCUCCCUGCUCCUGGUUUCUCUUUGUGCAGGUAUCUGCAGAGAGAACACAGCUCACCUGUUGAGGAGGGAGGGCGGAAGUAGGAGGAGGAGCGGCAGAGGUCUGGGGCAGACGUUUUUGGGGUUGCCCUUUUCAACCCUUCGCUUGCAAAGUCCAUCCCCUUUCUCCACGCGUCGCUUCCAAGUCUCCAUCCAUCAAGGUGUGCGCGCCCUGCAGAGGAGAGGAUGGAGUCAGCUGCGCCUCUUGCGCGCUCCCCGCUGUGGGUGAUGUGGCAACCACGCUAGGACACCUGUUUAAUGAUUGACAGGCGCGCGGGAGAAAUGCAAAAGGUCAGGCUGUCGAUGCAACCUCCAAGCUUCCCGCAGACACGGGGUUUCGAUCUGGCGGGGAUCGCUGAUCCACACGAAGCUGGGCUGCUUUGCGUGACUCUUUAGAAAGGCAGUUCAGACAGAGUUGGCGGGCAGAUCCUGAACUCGCUCCACGAACUGAAGGGGCCGCCAUGUGGCAUUCAUUGUUUCCCGCGCUGUCUGCAAACUCUCGGACGAGGCUGACACAUCCUCCGCCACAGAGGUAGUCAGCUGAAGCCAUCACACCAAAACUCUGGGCUGAGGAUGCAGAGAAUUGGCUGGAGGCAGGAAAUGCCCCUUGGGGAUUGCCACGGAUGUGCCACGCUCCAUGGAGAGCAGCCGGUGCCAGAGAUGGCUGCUUGCGACCUUUCCACAGUAUCCGUGGAGAAACGCAUCAGAGAGGAGCAGGCAUGGCAACUCCAGAAAGCCUUCCAAGACUUGCUAUUCCGCUUCCAGGACUGGUUGUGGGCUGCCGAACUGAUGGCUGCCUCCCCAAACUCCUCUCAGGUGUCCUAUGCCAAUUCCAAGAAAGAGCUGCAAAGGUUCAAGGUGCUACAAAGACAAGUUUCAGACAAGUUGCUUCCUCUGGAAUCCUUAAACAGGCGGUACCAUCAGCUGGUGAGGAGCGGGGCCAUCGGCCCACCGCUCCGGCCCACGGUGCAAGAGGUCAACCAGCGCUGGGACGACCUGCAGGCUCGGACAGCUGCCAUUUGCAAGAGGCUGAAGCAUUUUGUGAACCAGUGGGAAAAGUUUGAGCUGGAGAAAGAGACCAUCCGGGUGUGGCUGGUGGAGCUGGACCUCCGACUCACCGACGUGGAGCACUUCUCCGGAGGGACGUCGCUGGAGAAAAUGAUACAGCUGCAGGCAUUCCAGCAGGACGUGCAGGCCAAUGCAGACCGCGUUGACCACCUGCUGGUGCACGGGGAAGCUCUGAUCCAGAAGAGCCAGCCUGAGGACGCGGAGGUCUUGGAGGAGGAGUUGCAGGACCUGAGCUGCUUCUGCCAGGAGGUCUUCCGCAGAGUCUUCCGCUUCCAGGGGCGACUGGUCAGCAUGCGGCUGGUCUUUGAGGACGAGUGGUUGUCGGACCGAGACAGUGAUUUGGAGUCUGAGUCCCUCACAGAAGAAUCCCUGGAGUGGGCAGGCGAUGAUGGCGCUGGACCACCCCAGCCUCCUGCUGCCUCCAUGCGCCAGUCGACCCCAAAGAACCCCUCGCUGCACCGCCAGCAGCCAGAGGCAAACGUGGAUCUAGAGUGGGAUCCUUCUGUGGAUAUAGGGGGAUCUACAUCGCAUGACGAAGAGGAUUCCUCAUACUCCAGCGCCAUCACAGGUCUGGGCCAGUGGGAAGAACCUCGCCGGAAGUGCAGGACUUCUGUUUGUGCAUCCCGUUCCUUGCCUUUGAGAUGCAGCAGCCCAGAAGACUUUUCUGUGCAGAAGGGCUUCCAAGUGGAGUGGGAUCAAUUCAGUUCCUCCUUCACAGACCAGGAAAUAAAAAGGUGCAGUUCUGGAACGUCACACUCGUGGGAGCUCCAGGGACGUCAGCACCCCCAAAAUGGGCCACCAGAGAAAGGGAGACCCCGCCAAGCAGAACCAAUGGGAUUUGACCCCGAACGGAUUGAGACUUGGCUGGGCCAGAGCUGCCGGGAGAAGAUGGGAGGGAAGUUGGAGGUGGAACAAAUCUGCAAGAAGGAGCACCUCAACUCCCGGCCAGCAGAAAUCGCAAUCACCAUUGAGCAGGGAUCCAGCCUACAAGAGCCUUCCAUCAUCUCCUGCCUCCGAACCCAGAAGCCCCCCAGACCCCCCGCCAUAUGGAACAGGAUGGUGAUGCUCCUCAGCGCCAUCCUCCUGCUGUUCCUGCUGUUCCUGCUGUUCCUGGCCAGCCCCUUCCCUCUGUACCCCUCGGAGCUCUCGUCGGAGCUCUCCUGCCUCCAGCAAAACCGCUACGCCAGAUCCUUCCACCUCAUGCUCACCUACAGUGGGCCACCACCCACGUAGAAGGCAGGGAGUGCUGGUGCGGCGCGGACUCUUUAUAAUGCGUGGAGAGAGGAAAGUUGUAUCUGGGAGUUCCGCAGGCUCUUCCUCCAGCGGGUUGCAGAAUCUGUUCCUGCGGUGCAGUGCCUGGCUGCAUCUGCUCAGAGAUGGGCACCUGGUGAAAAGGAGAGAGAACACCCCCCCCCAAAGUGUUCAAUUAUUAGUUGUUAACACAAAUAUUCACUGUUAGGCCUAUCCUCCUCCAUUCAUUUAAAAAAGAAGGAAUUUGUACCCAACAACGCAUGCCCCAUACGUUUGUGGCACAUUCCCUUCCUCCAAGAAUCCGGGGAACUGUAGUAUGCAUCUCACAGAACUACAGUUCCCAGCACCCUUGACAAACGGCUAUACCCAGGAUUCCUGUGUUUGGGUGUGCUUUAAAUGUAUGAUGUGCGCACCGCCUUUCUUCCACUCAGCACAGAGUCACAGAAGUCAAGGAACCUCGGUUAGCCAUCCCCAUUAAGUUCAGUGCGUCUGCGUACGUCACCCUGAGGCGAGGAGUUCCGGAGAUCGCAGGCGGCUGCAUUUGGAAACGCAGGACCUUAGGUGGUAAUUCUGGCAACCUCUGCUCUUUGGUUGCUGUGUUCCACCCAGCCACGUUCCCUCGCUAGAUGUGGCAACAUCUGGAAUUCCGGGGGGCCUUUUCUGCAGAACAUUUUGCUGCCACAGACUCUUCUUGAACAUGAACAAGCCAGUGCCCAGCAGAAGGCCAGAGAAGAUACACCUCCUGCCUUCGGAGACGCAGAGCCACCAGAACUGAGCAUGUAUAUAUUUAAUAUAUUUGGCAUCAGAGGUUUUCUAAUAAAGAGGAGAAAAAGAG
This is a messenger RNA of Podarcis muralis (Common wall lizard), 3414 nucleotides long. RefSeq names its product spectrin repeat containing nuclear envelope family member 4 (gene SYNE4). The record is from RefSeq and is a predicted model, not a curated record. NCBI's taxonomy places the organism in Eukaryota, Metazoa, Chordata, Lepidosauria, Squamata, Lacertidae. Gene Ontology annotation, cellular component: nuclear envelope; membrane; meiotic nuclear membrane microtubule tethering complex.